AUGACGCCGACCCUUUUGCUGCGUCUGCUGUGCGCCGUCGCCGGCGUGGGCGCGUACUUGAGCGCGAGCGGCCUCCUGCGUCUCCACGAAGUCUUCUCUUCUGCGUCUGCUUCCGCGUCUCCGUCUGUGGAACGGCACGAGGACAACCCGCAGCAGCAGCAGCAACAGCAGCACUCGGACCUGCAGGACGUCGCCUACGACCGUCUCAUUGUCGUGCUCAUCGACGCGUUACGUGCGGAUAUGGUGCUAGGAAGUGCAGCGAUGCACAGCGACUCAGUGGGCGAUUUACAGGAGCGCAGGGCGGAGCUGAACGUCCACAUGCCGUUCACAAGUGCGCUCGUGACGUCGGGCCGAGCACUGGGCUACGUGGCGCAUGCCAGUGUCCCGACCGUGACAAUGCCCCGUGUGAAGGCACUGGUGACAGGGAAAGCACCUGUGUUUAUUGACAUAUUGAAGAACUUCAACUCGCGCGCGCUGGACGACACGGACGCAAACCUCGUGUCGUUGCUGGCGGCGCGUGGCAAGCGCCUUGUGCUGUACGGCGACGAUACGUGGCUCAAGCUAUUUCCAAGGGCGUUUGCUCGAGCUGAUGGCACGUCGGGGUUCUAUACGAGGGACACUGUUGACGUGGACAACAACGUCACGAGGCAUUUGGUUGAAGAGCUGGACCCGACGAUGCAGCAUGCAAAAAGUAACGACUGGGAUGCCUUGGUGCUGCAUUAUCUCGGAUUGGAUCACGUGGGCCAUCUACGCGGACCGAGGUCGAAACUGAUGCAGGAGAAGAUGCAGGAAAUGGAUCGCGUCGUGCAGCUCAUCGUGGACUCGGUGCGAGAACAAGAUGCACGGAGAAGGACAAACGACAGUGCAAGCCGACCGUCGUUGAUCGUGGUGUGCAGCGACCAUGGAAUGUCCGAGGUCGGCAAUCACGGUGGGGCCACGCUGGACGAAUCCUCGGCGCUGCUGAUGUUUAUGCGUGGUGACGGCGAGUCAAUGGUCGCUGCGACUGACUUUCCGUACAAGCAGCAGCGCAAUCAGGUUGACCUUGUGCCUACGAUCUCUUUACUGUUUGGACUACCUAUUCCGAUCCAUAGCACGGGCUUGCUGCUGGACGAUGUCGUUCGUGCUUCGUCUGGAUCUGUCAUGCGCCACAGCUCAUACUACAUGCGCGCGUUGUACCGCAAUUUCCAGCAGCUGUAUGCACUUGCAAAGACAAAGUUUUCCGCCUCGGCUUUGGCGAGUUUUGACCGACAGUACGAAGUGCCACUUCGUGAGCUGCGCCGGAGUCUUCAAGCAGAGGAGAAGGACUUUGAUACUAGUCACCAGACUGCAUCGAUGGUACUCCGAGCCUGUGAGAUGCUGCAGGCUACAGUCAUGCAGAGUGACGGUUCUGAGUACAACGUGGCUGCGACGUUUUGCGGCCUGUUGUUGCUAUUCGCUAGCAGUGCUGCUGCAAUGGCAACACUUGUGAUGCAUUACAAAGUGAAAGCGAGAAGCUGGAUGAAGGAGGGCGCUAGUAGCCACCUGGUUGCUAUUGUGGGCAUGGGCAGCAUACUGCAGAUUGCCAGCUUGUCGUCGAGCUCGUCGAUCGAAAAUGAGCACGCUACUGCAUUUUUCAUGACGACCUCUUUGCUCAUCAUUGUCGCAGUUCUUUUGUUGCGCCAGGACAACGCGACGACCAAUUUUUCUCGUCCACGUGCUGCAGUAGCCAUCGUCGGACUGUUGCUGAUUGUUACACGAAUGCUGCGCGCACGCAAUCAGAUCAUCAAUUUCUGGCGACUCAAUGGGCUUGUGAUUGACCCCAACUUACCUGGAAACGAAUUUGCCAACGAUGAUUCUGUCUCGAUCUUGUCCACGGCUCCCAUGCUGCCUUCGAACGUUUUGCCGUUGGGCGUCUGUAUAGCGUUUGUAUGUGGAGUCGUACUGCGAAAAGCUGCGCGACAUACCAUGAGAGCGUUGCAAACGGGAGCUUUGUCCGAUGUCGUUGUGAGUGCUUGUAGCGCACUCUUGUUCGUAGCCGGCAUGUUAGCAUGCCUCAACGUGAAAGAACUUACGAACCGGAAUGUCGUGGACGAAACAGGAUCAAGAAUGUGGACAUGGUGGGUGCCACUGGACGCGGAUGCAAGUGCGCGGAUGGUGUAUGCAAGCAUUGCCUCGAUCUCGGUGUUUGCUGUCCUGGCUGCACGAACGCUGCGUCGAUCGUUGAUGGAAAUGGUCGUGUGGCUUUUGGUUUCCCUGCUUCAACGUGACGCCAACUACCCGACUCUCUGCUUACUUUGUCUGCAACUGGAAUUGGUAGCAAAGCUGCUUGAGCACGAACAAGGCCGUGUCAUUCGGCAUAGCGGGAUCGGCGUGGCGAGUCUAGCAUCGUGGCUAUCCCAAGCAGCUUUCUUUGCACUGGGAAACUCGCACUUGGUGACCACGAUCGACAUCAGCCAGUCCUAUCAUGGCGUAUCGUCGUAUUCGCAAAGCCUCGUCGGCACGUUGACGUUUGUCAGCGUGUUUUCUGGUCCGCUACUGUGCUUCGUGAGUCUUGCUCAAUGGCUCGAUAUCGAUGCGCCUGUCAAAACGAUGACGCCGUCAAGAGAAAUGCCGAGACCGAAUGCUCCAUUGUCGGUAGAUACAAGAUGGACAGCGUGCGCCGCGUUGUUCAUCUACCAAACGCUUCGUUUUGCCGUCUACUCUGUCGUGGUCUACUGUAUGCGCUUUCAUCUGUUCAUCUGGAGCGUCUUCGCUCCCAAGAUGUUGUACGAGUUUGCACACCUUGCUGCCUCGCUCGUGCUCGUGGUUGUGCUAGCCCCACCCUCAUCGCAACGAAGGAAUUGA
This is a messenger RNA of Hyaloperonospora brassicae, 2823 nucleotides long. NCBI's taxonomy places the organism in Eukaryota, Oomycota, Peronosporomycetes, Peronosporales, Peronosporaceae. The record is from the annotation of a GenBank genome assembly.